Mizuhopecten yessoensis (Yesso scallop) is the source of this 612-nucleotide messenger RNA. Its product is annotated as angiopoietin-related protein 7-like. Bases 1 to 612 code for a protein of 203 amino acids. The record is from RefSeq and is a predicted model, not a curated record. NCBI's taxonomy places the organism in Eukaryota, Metazoa, Mollusca, Bivalvia, Pectinida, Pectinidae. The transcript is spliced from 4 exons.
AUGGAUCCAAGCAGCCUUUCUGGAGUAUACCGUAUCACACCUGUACCAGGGGACAGCUUCGACGUGUACUGUCACAUGGAGAGCAAAGGAGGUCCUUGGACUGUCAUUCAAAACCGAGAAAGCAAUGAGGUUGAUUUCUUCAGAAACUGGGAUCAGUACAAAAAUGGAUUUGGCAAUCUUCUCGGUAACUUCUGGUUGGGAAACGAACACAUAUUUUCCCUCACACGGACCCCGUGUUUGCUCCGUAUACAGCUGGAAUCCUUGAAUGGCACAUUUGGUUACGCUGAUUACUCGAAGUUCCAGAUUUCCGAUGAGGGCGGUAACUACAAAUUGUCUGUGACUGGUUUUAGUGGAAAUAUCAGUGAUUCCUUUAAAAAGAGUGACGGUCAAUUGUUCUCAACACUAGACAGAAACAAUGAUAUUUUCGUUUCCUAUCAUUGUGCUGAAAAACGACACGGAGCUUGGUGGUACAAAAAAUGUACACACUCUAACCUGAAUGGUAUGUACGAACAUUACCCCACAGAACUCUUUUCGAUGUAUUGGAAGGAUUUCUUUGGAGACGAUUUUCAUGAUCCAAUGAAAACUUCAAAAAUGAUGUUGAAAAAGCCUUGA